AUGUCUUCUGCACUGGCAAAAUUCGCUCCACUGAAGGCUGAGAUUCGUCUGAUGCAGGCUACAAAAGAGUUCGAGGCAGACCUUUCCGACGAGCAGAAGAAAUCCUUCCUCACCAACAUAUCCCAGUCGUGCCUAUCACCUCCUAGUAUCCACGAUAUCAUGCGACUCACGGCCGAAAUCGACCGUCGCAUUUCCGGAAAGUUCAGCGGUCGGCGAGGCUUAGGGCCGCGUUUGACCAAUAUACUACAAGCUGUUCAGCAGUUCGCGGCGCUCGGAGACAUUAUAAUCGGUGGCUCCCAGAACAUGAUUGCAUGCGGUAUCUGGUCACUGGUGCAGUUAACAUUACUUUCGCUCGUAAACUUCUCUUCCUGCCUCGAAAAGUUGUCGACUCUUCUCAUGAUCGUCGGUCGAUCGGCUCCCCGCUACGAAAAGAUGGCCUUGCUCUAUCCCCGGUCCAAGAUUCUACGGUCAGAUCUGGCUGAAUAUUUCAUCGUGGUUGUUCGUCUCUGUCACCAGAUAUUAAAGUUAACGAAGAAGUCGAUUCUCGGACAACUGGUGUCGUUCCCAAGCGACUCCGACAUGAAGAAUUACCAAUCGGAGCUAGAUCGAUGGGCCAGUUCGAUCAGAGAGGAGGCGAACUUGCUGAUGGGCGAGGAACAGAGUUCUCGCUUCAAAGCUCUAUUAAGGUCCUCUAAAUCCGAGUCACACCGCCAAAGGCUGAAGGCUCAUGCCCAUGUCCUCGAUUCCUACUCUACAUACAACUAUCAGACGACGUGGAAGCAGGUUCGAAAGGUUGGAAACGCGACCUUAUUUAACCAGACCCCUGAAUACUACGCGUGGAAGGUCCGAGCAGGUUCUUGCACACUGGUGUGUAGAAGCAAGCUAGAGUCGGGAAAGUCCGUCCUACUGGCCAAUAUUAUCGAUGAUUUGAACCUUCAUAUUCAAAGUACAGAACAACCAGUAGCAUAUUUCUUUUAUCGCCACGACAUUUCCAAGAGCUUGAUAGCGCGCACAGUCAUUGGCUCUUUAGCUCGACAAUUAUUGCGCCCAAUUUCAGACCUCACCAUAGUAGAAGGACUCAUCAAUGAGAUUACCUCAGUCGUAGAUUCCAACACAAUACUCCGCAUACUCCAGCGCGCCCUUCCACCUAACUUCAAAGCUUCCUUUAUCCUAGACGGGCUGGAUGAAUGUGAUGAUCUUCAGGCAGGGAUAUUAAUUGAAUAUCUUCGGGAACUCCAGGACGCAUUUGCACUAUGUAUUUGUGUUUCAAUGAGAUUGGAGGCCGACGAUGCCUUAAGGUCAAGCCUGGAAUUAUUCGCCAAGCACAGUACUAUUGCGAUUCCUGACGACAAUCCCGACAUUGCAGGCUUCGUCAGUGCAGAGUUGGAGAGGUGCAUAGAAUCCAGAAAGUUGACAAUAGGGAACCCUGUCCUUGUCAUUGAAAUAGAGGACGCCCUGCUGCAAGGUGCUCAGGGAAUGUUCCUCUGGGUGGCUCUUCAGAUUGAAUCAUUGUGCGCCGCCAAGACAGAUGAAGCCAUUCGCCUGGCAUUAAAGGAUCUCCCCAAAAGUCUCCCAGAAACAUUUUCUCGGAUCCUGCAGAGAUCGGGAGAGUUGGGAAAGCAUUAUCAGACGCAGAUAUUUAAGCUUGUCGCCGUAGCUCACCGACCAUUAACAACAGAGGAGCUUCGAGACGCCUUGAGCGUAGUUCCAGGCGAUACUGUCUAG
Messenger RNA from Ilyonectria robusta, 1725 nucleotides. RefSeq lists its product as uncharacterized. The record is from RefSeq and is a predicted model, not a curated record. Bases 1 to 1725 code for a protein of 574 amino acids. The transcript has 2 exons. NCBI's taxonomy places the organism in Eukaryota, Fungi, Ascomycota, Sordariomycetes, Hypocreales, Nectriaceae.